AUGUUGGACAGAAGCACUGGUUGGCCUGAAGCGUAUCCUUUAAAGGACAUAACAGCAGAAAGUGUAGCCGAAGUCGUUUAUUAUGGCUGGAUUACUAGAUUCGGUUGUCCAUUGAGAAUAACGACAGAUCAAGGACGUCAAUUUGAGUCGAACUUAUUUAACCAACUAGCCAGAAGAAUGGGAAUAACAAGAAUAAGAACUGCAGCAUACCAUCCACAGGCAAACGGUGCAGUUGAAAGGUGGCAUCGUUCUCUUAAAACUUCUCUUAUAUGCAGAGGUAACACAGAUAAUUGGGUUAAAGAGCUACCUAGCGUAUUACUAGGAUUAAGAGCAAGUUACAGGGAUGAUACUCAGAUAAGUGCAGCUGAGUUGGUGUAUGGUGAAUCUUUAAGACUUCCUGGUGAUUUUUUUGAGCUGAAAAAGCCAGAAAUCUCAAGUGAAGAAACAUUUUUACAAGCGUUAAGGCAGAAAAUAAGGCAUAUAGCAGCAAUACCAAGGCGCCAAUUACGUCAAAACAAAAUUUUUGUACACCCGGAACUUGAAAAAUGUUCACAUGUAUUUGUUCGUUGCGACCGAGUGUCAAGACCGCUUACUCCUCUGUAUUCUGGUCCAUACAAAAUUUUAAGUCGAACAAAUAAAUAUUUUAAAAUUCAAGAGGGAGAUACGCAGAAAAUUAUUAGUAUAGAUAGACUCAAGCCCGCGUUCACGUUACACUCUGAUGACAUAGUAAUAUCGCCCAGUAUAGAGCCAUGUAACAUUAACAAGGAACCCAUGGUAACCAGAUCAGGACGCAUCAGCAAACCUACAGUAAGAUUCACUCCCUAG
Vanessa atalanta (red admiral) is the source of this 825-nucleotide messenger RNA. RefSeq lists its product as uncharacterized. The transcript has a single exon. NCBI's taxonomy places the organism in Eukaryota, Metazoa, Arthropoda, Insecta, Lepidoptera, Nymphalidae. The record is from RefSeq and is a predicted model, not a curated record. Gene Ontology annotation, biological process: DNA integration. Bases 1 to 825 code for a protein of 274 amino acids. Gene Ontology annotation, molecular function: nucleic acid binding.